Molecule: messenger RNA, 2430 nt
Organism: Eupeodes corollae
Lineage: Eukaryota; Metazoa; Arthropoda; Insecta; Diptera; Syrphidae
Gene: TfIIA-L
Product: transcription initiation factor IIA subunit 1
Exons: 6
Coding region: 786-1916 (376 amino acids)
Biological process (GO): transcription initiation at RNA polymerase II promoter; transcription by RNA polymerase II
Cellular component (GO): transcription factor TFIIA complex
Source: RefSeq, a predicted model, not a curated record
UUUCGCUAGUGGCUUCGGCUUCGUUGUCAACUCGAAGUCCAUAUCGCCCAUACAAUUGUGUGUGAGUGCGACGAAGAGAGCGAUAUUUUUACCUUAUCGCCCACCGAUGUGGUUGUCUCCGAUGUUAUGUGAAUUUUGUUGUUGUAAUCUCGUCUGUUGUCGCUGUCUUGUCUGACUGUGGCAGUCGUAGUUGUCUCGCUAUCGCUUUGCUACCCUACCACCAGCAGCAACAACUACACCAUUCUUGGAAUUUUACUCGACCCGUAAGGACGUACUAGAUUUUAGUGUCGUCGAAUUUCUGCUUUUAUCGUUUUUCUUUUUCGUUUCUCUCUCGCUUUAACCAACAACUAUUGUGUCAAAAACCGCUGACAUUUGAUUUUAAUUUUCCAAAAAAAGGUUAAUUUUUUCGGCAGAGGUAUUUUUGAGUUCUUUUAUUUUUCUCCAUCACCUUAAGAUAAAGUUAAAAGAAAAGUCACGAAAUGUUUUGAUCGCUCCAACUUGUGCCAUUUUAUUUUUCGUACUUCAAAAGGUUGACUCAAUUACAUUGCCGGUGCGGUGCGGUGUGGUGGGAAGAGAUAAAGAAAGAAAAGAGAAUUUAAUUUUAAAGUUCACCUGUGGCCCAGAGAUAAAACAGAAAAGGCUUCAAGAUUGCUGAAAAAAAGGUCCCAACGGCCUUGUGCCAAACCUCAGUGUUGAAAUUAUAUCACACUGUUAUUGAAGAUGUCAUCUCAAGUGUACGGGAUGCAUUCCUCGACGAAGGUGUCGACGAACAAGUCCUACAAGAGAUGAAACAAAUAUGGCGUACGAAACUGUUGGCAAGCAAAGCGGUCGAAUUAAAUCCCGAGCCGCCAGAGCCCCAGCCACCACCGAUUAUUGCAAAUAAUCCAAAGGUAAGCAAGGCCGCUGCUAAUAAAUCAAAGAAAGCCGCAGCAGCCGCAGCGGCCGCCGCUGCCGCAGCCGCUGCUGCUGCAGCUGCAGUAUCAUCUCAAAAUAAUACAGCUGCAACUCAAAGUAACGACGUUAAACCAAAUCAAAUAAACAAUUCCAUUUCAUCUGUGAAUGGAACAAUAAUUAAAACAGAACCAAACCAACCUCAGCAUCAGCAAAUUCAACAACACCAAUUGAUGCAACCACCAGCUAUGGUCCAGCAACAGCAGCAGCAGCAACAACAACAACAGCAGCAGCAACAGCAACAACAACAGCAGCAAAUGCAACAGCAACAGCAGAUAGUACAACAAAAACAACAGCCAAAUCAAAACAGUCAUCAACCUGUUCCGCAACAACAACAGACAACAUCGGCGUCUGCUAUACCAGCAGUUGCAGCAUUAGAUCCAAAUAAGAUCAUGCCAGUCAAUAUUACGUUACCUGCUCAACCCGGUACCAUGAAUACAGAAUCACGAGUUCUGACAAUCCACGUGCCGGCGUCGGCGCUACAAGAGAAUCAAUUGACACAAAUCCUCACGGCAAAUUUGAUUUCGUCGAUUAUGUCGUUGCCAACGGCCUUGGCUUCGUCUGUAUUACAACAGCAUGUUAACGCUGCUUUACAGAACGCUUCUAUGCAAAAAAAUUUCACAACAGCCAAACAAUUAGAUGGUGCUCUUGAUACAUCAGAUGAGGAUGAAUCAGAAGAAAGUGACGACAACAUGGACAAUGAAGACGACGAUGACUUAGACAAAGAAGAAGACGAGGAUGGCGAAAAUGACGGUGGGCCUGAAGAAGAGCCUCUGAACAGUGAAGACGAUGUUACAGACGAAGAUGCCAGUGACUUAUUUGACACGGACAAUGUUAUCGUAUGUCAAUAUGAUAAGAUAACAAGAUCGAGAAAUAAAUGGAAAUUCUAUCUCAAAGACGGCAUCAUGAACAUUGGAGGCAAGGACUAUGUUUUCCAAAAGUCCAAUGGUGAUGCUGAAUGGUAGACAAGACACAUUACAAUUUAUUUGUUCUUUUAGAUAAAUCAUUCGUUACUUAUUUCGUUUUUUAAUUCUUUGUUUCAUUAAAAAAAAUAUAAUUGUUAUCUUAUUUUGAAAUUUAACAACCCAAAAUAAUGGUUCUAAGGUUUUUUCCCUCUAAAGACUAAAGACUAGUACGCAGUUGUUCGUAGAGUUCCAUAGGACUUUGAAUUCCAUUUUGUAACAUAAAGAAUCAAUUGACAAAAAAUGUUUUAACUUUUUUCUCCUUCACAUGACAUAAAUAAAAAUAUUUGUAAAAAGUACAUUUUGCAUUUCACAUGAACCACACUACUAGUCUUUAAAAAUAAAAACUAACCUUUAGAUUGUGAAGCUAAGGAAUAUGCUAAUUGAAUGAUAAAUUAUGAUUACUGUACUGGUAAACAAAAACAAUUAAAAAAAAAAACAAAAAUACAAGACAAUUUAUUAUAAUAUGAUAUAUUUGGAAUAUGUAAUAGUUAAAUAAAAGAACCUUUUAACGUCA